AGAUGCUUUGCCCUUUUAUCAAGCCAAAUGCCUGAAGGGUGGAUUUUGGAAUGGACAGAUGCCUCGCUGCAUCAGGAAAUUGUUCAAGAAUCCCAGAUAAGCAUGAAGUGUACAUAAUCGUCAAUGGGGGUUUACUUGUUUACCAAAGAGGAGACACUUCCAACACUUCCCAGCUGAAGAUGGGCAUAGUCGAACAACAUGACAGGGAGGCAGUAGUUGGUAUUCCACAGAAAAUCUUCAUUCACCAUCACGAUAAUAUUAACUUCAACCAUGGCUCUGCCCUGAUUAAACUGAAGUAUAAGAUACCUGUCAGUAAAGCCGUCAUGCCUGUGUGUUUGCCUUGGAGGGAAGAGCGGUUUGUUUUGAAGGCUAACGUCGGGAAGGUGUCUGGACGGGGUGUGUCGUUAAAUUCCAAUAAUGUCCUGUAUGCACUUUUACCCAUCAUUGAUUUUGAGGACUGUGAGGCUAAAUAUGACUCCACAGUGACAGCUAAAGGGAAACUACUACUGACAGAGAACAUGAUAUGUGUUCUGGGAUGGCUGAUGGAGAAAAGGAUUCCUGGCAGGGGGACAGUGGAGGGCCCUGUUCCUUUUUUUUUUGACACAGAGUAA
Molecule: messenger RNA, 611 nt
Organism: Carassius auratus (goldfish)
Lineage: Eukaryota; Metazoa; Chordata; Actinopteri; Cypriniformes; Cyprinidae
Product: mannan-binding lectin serine protease 2-like
Exons: 2
Coding region: 51-611 (186 amino acids)
Biological process (GO): proteolysis
Molecular function (GO): serine-type endopeptidase activity
Source: RefSeq, a predicted model, not a curated record